Molecule: messenger RNA, 2463 nt
Organism: Brenthis ino (lesser marbled fritillary)
Lineage: Eukaryota; Metazoa; Arthropoda; Insecta; Lepidoptera; Nymphalidae
Source: the annotation of a GenBank genome assembly
AUGCAAACAGUACAGCGGUGCUCAGUGAGCGCGAUGACGCCGGUGCGGACGUUCAUGCUUGCGUUGAUAUGCGCACGCGCAUUCACCUACGAUAUAGGAAAUCGAAAUGUGCAUAACUGCACUAUAAAUAGUACGAGCGACGAUGAAAAUUCAUAUGUUUGUAAUUUAACUCGGCUUAAUAAUAAUGAAGAUAUAGCUAACUUAACAGCUGGCGACAAUAAUUCUUACAAACUGAAAAUUAAGAUUAAUCACAGCCGCAUUCAAGACGACUUUUUCGCAUAUCUUGAUGAUGACCAUGAAGGUCUCUAUCAUCUGUCCAUUAAAAAAUAUAAAAAUGAUAUCAAUACAACUAACAAUAUCAAUAAUGUUGAAGGAAAUCAUAACUGGACUGAUAAUCGAAGAUAUUUCUUUGGUCAUGAUCCUCAAAAACUAGUUGUUGACGGCGUUUUUAGCUCCAACGAUAAUUUCCAAGCUUAUUAUUUGGCCGCUAGUGAUGAGACUAUGAACAAAAACAUCAGACAGGCUUUCAUUGAAACCCUUUUAUCUGAUGUUUCUGAUAACGAUGUUAUCAUGGAACUUACCGAUGAGCAAUACUACGCCAUGCCGCGUCUGUUCGAGCUGGACGACUACCCCAGCUGCGUGGGGACGCGCGGCACGUACUGCCUCGGCAGCUUUGAGCUCUCUCCCAUCGGGAAGAACCAACUAUUUAGCAUUAUGCAGAGAUUCUCAGCGAACUGGGUUGAUAAUUUCAACCACACGCGUUUGCACCGAGGGGUGUGCCUCUCGCGACGCUGCGCCUCGCCGCCUUCACACGUACACGAUCUAGGGACAUGGCUCGAGUCCUGCGUAAACGCUAGCACGGUGUCCGGCUACAAUCUGACGGCGAGCCUGUACCACCUAGACUACUGCACGAAGGGGAAAGAGCCCUCUCCCUCGUUCAGCACCAGCGAGAAAGGAUUUGCCGUUCUCGUCGCUUUGCUGAUAACGUUUACAGUUAUCAGCACCAUCCUUGAUACGAUGCUCUCCGUCGAAUCAAAGAAAGACUAUGGCUGGGCACUUUCUUGGUCGCUAACAUACUCGUGGCGUCGCCUGACUGCGCCGGCGCAACUGUCGGGGGCUACGGACCUGCGCGUCUUCGACGGGCUCCGAGUGCUCUGUAUGCUCAGCGUCAUAGUGGAGCAUGUCUGCUGGCUCGGCACGCAAGUGUACAUCGGUGAUACGAGAUAUGUAGAACUGAAUCGUCGUUCGGAAGACGCCAUGUUGCUGGCGAACAGCACGAUCAUGGUGCAGAUCUUCUUCCUCAUGGCGAGUUUCCUUCUCGCACACAAGCUCUUAGAGGAACAGAAGCGAGGCUCAUCCGUCCUCACUUUCUUCAAAAUGAUGUUUAAUAGAAUAAUAAGGGUGAGCCCCAGCUACUUCAUAGUGGUGUGGUUCGCGACAACGUGGUGGGAGCGGCUCGGCGACGGCCCGCAGUGGCGGUCCCUCGUGCGCUCGGAGGCGAAUAUUUGCCGACAGAAAUGGUGGACCCAAUUCCUAUAUGUCAGCAAUCUAGUUAACACAGACGAAAAAUGUUUGAUACAAACUUGGUACCUAGCUGCUGACAUGCAACUGUACGCGCUGGCGCUGGCUCUGACACUGGCGCUGCGCGGGCGCAGGGGGAGUCCCGGGGGAGCUCCCGGGGACAGCCCCGCGGAAGGGGCGCGCGGGGCACUCCCGGUGCUGGGCGCGCUGUGCGCCGCCACGCUCGCCGGGAACUUCGCGGUCGCCUACGUUCUGCGCAUCGUACCCACAAUCAUUGUGCACAAUCCUGAGUUGAUUCGAGCAUCGUACAAGGGUGAGGCGUCGUUCGACUGGAUGUACACGUCCCCGCAGAGCAACGCGGCGGGCACGCUAGCGGGCCUGCUGCUCGCGCACCUGCACUGCAGCGGCGUCGGGCGGCGGCUCGCUCAACGACGGGUGUUCCGCAUUGUUUCGGUGUGUGCAGCGCCGGCGGCCGCGCUACUGCUGGUGCUGCUGGGCCCGCUAGGCACGGUGAGCGUGGGGGACCCCGGGGGUGCUCCCCGCCUGUACGCCGCAGCCCUGGCCGCCGCCGAGCGCCCCGCCUUCGCCGCACUCGUCGCAGUCGCGCUGCUCGGCGCACUCAAUGGGGUCAAAUCCCCGUGGGCGCGGUGGCUGUCGUUGGGUGCGCCGCUGGCACGGCUGUCAUUCGGGGCGCUGCUGCUGCACAUGCUUCUCAUCAAGAGCUUCCUGGCCUCGCGCUUCGCGCCACCGCACCUAGACCGACAGAUCGUGUACAUAGAAUGGUUUGGCGUGUCCGCGCUCUCGUACCUGGCGGCGACCCCGCUCGCGCUGCUGGUCGAGCUCCCUGCACAGAGACUACACAAGGAGAUCAUAUCUCUACUACAAAGAAGAUUUGAUCGAAACAAGAUAAAAAUAGAGGAAAAGACGAUCGAUCUUGUCAAA